Messenger RNA from Vicia faba (fava bean), 936 nucleotides. The record is from the annotation of a GenBank genome assembly. NCBI's taxonomy places the organism in Eukaryota, Viridiplantae, Streptophyta, Magnoliopsida, Fabales, Fabaceae.
AUGGACUUUGGAGGGAACAUGUUCUGUCUCAACAACAGAGACCAAAAUAAUAACACUAACGGUAACAGUAACAGCAACGGUUUCACUUGGGGUAGUAGUAGUAGUACUCCUACUACUAGUAACACUGCAUGGAACAACAAUACUUUCAACGUUGCCGUCAACCCUGGUUUAGACAACACGGUGAUGUUUCAUCCACAUGCAAAUGCAAACGAAGGUGGUCUACGGCAGCUUCGGGGGAGCUACACGGAGGCGUUCGGCGGAGGUUUGGCUAGGGCUCACAUGCCGGAUCCGCAUCUCACGUGUUUGAAGCUGGGGAAGAGGCAUUAUUUCGAGGAUGUGAGUGGUGGUAUGGUGGAUAAGAGAGGGAAGGGGUACUGCGGCGGUGGCGGGAAGGCGGUGGCGGGUUUGGCGGUGGGGAGUUCGGUGGCGAGAUGUCAGGUGGAUGGGUGCCACGUGGGAUUGAUGAACGCGAAGGAGUAUCAUAGGAGACAUAAGGUUUGUGAGAUGCAUUCAAAGGCACCAAAAGUUGUGGUCAUGGGUUUGGAGCAGAGAUUCUGUCAGCAGUGUAGCAGGUUCCAUGUUGUGUCGGAGUUUGAUGAUUCAAAGAGAAGUUGUAGGAGAAGACUGGCAGGGCACAAUGAGAGAAGAAGAAAGAGCUCCCAUGAUUCUGUUGCAAGGAGUUCAUCACAAGGUGGGUGUGCUCUCUCUCUUCUGUCAUCUAGGACUGAUUCAUGGCUUUCUCCUGAUGAUCUCUCCGUAAGAUGCAGUGCUGCAUUAAGCGAAUUGAUAGCAGAAAACCGAGCGGCUAUAAUGGCUAGACAAUAUGUCGUCUCAGAUAGAGACUGGCAUUUGCAACACCAUGCAGUAGAAGACUACAAAGAGAUUCAACCUGAAUCCAACUAUUUCCCACAACAGAUGUUUCCGCAGACACACUAA